Mustela erminea (ermine) is the source of this 210-nucleotide messenger RNA. Its product is annotated as serine palmitoyltransferase small subunit A-like. NCBI's taxonomy places the organism in Eukaryota, Metazoa, Chordata, Mammalia, Carnivora, Mustelidae. The record is from RefSeq and is a predicted model, not a curated record. Gene Ontology annotation, cellular component: serine palmitoyltransferase complex. The coding region runs from base 4 to 210 and encodes 68 amino acids. The transcript has a single exon. Gene Ontology annotation, biological process: ceramide biosynthetic process. Gene Ontology annotation, molecular function: serine C-palmitoyltransferase activity.
GGCAUGGCACUGGCAUGGGCCUGGAAACAAAUGUCCUGGUUCUACUACCAGUAUCUGCUGGUCACGGUGCUCUGCAUGCUGGAGCCCUGGGAGAGGACUGUGUUCAAUUCCGUGCUGGUUUUGAUCAUGGGGAUGGCCCUGUACACAGGCUACAUCUUCAUGCCUCAGCACAUCAUGGCAAUACUGCACCACUUUGAACUCGUACAGUGA